Messenger RNA from Pocillopora verrucosa, 4805 nucleotides. RefSeq lists its product as uncharacterized. Gene Ontology annotation, molecular function: DNA-binding transcription factor activity, RNA polymerase II-specific; RNA polymerase II cis-regulatory region sequence-specific DNA binding. Gene Ontology annotation, biological process: anatomical structure development; regulation of transcription by RNA polymerase II. NCBI's taxonomy places the organism in Eukaryota, Metazoa, Cnidaria, Anthozoa, Scleractinia, Pocilloporidae. The record is from RefSeq and is a predicted model, not a curated record.
CUUGGUUUGCCCGUUUAGGAACUGGAAGUCAAGAUUUUUCUUGGUACGUUAUUUUCAAAAAAAGGAAAAACUCAAGGAAGUAGGCAAGAGUUGAAAAACAGGAUUCGACCCUUCCAAGUUGGUCGACCCUUCCUUCGGAUGGCAUUUUUGGACUCGCAAUUCAACAAGGCCAGUUUAUCCCAAAUAAAGAACACGAUCCGAGAAUUAAGUGGAAGAGUCGCCGGUUGGAGUUGCGAAUCAAUGAUGCCCCACAGAGGACCGGGUGGAGUCAACCAACUCGGAGGUGUUUUCGUCAAUGGCCGACCGCUACCAGACUACAUGCGACACCGAAUUGUUGAGUUGGCUCACUGUGGCGUCCGACCAUCGGAGAUCUCCCGUCAACUGCUCGUGUCCCACGGGUGUGUGAGCAAAAUUCUCGGAAGAUAUUACGAGACAGGCUCGGUGCGGCCCGGAGCGAUCGGAGGCAGUAAACCAAAAGUGGCUACUCCACGAGUGGUGUCGAAGAUUCUCGCGUACAAGGAGGAAAACCCUUGUAUUUUUGCGUGGGAGAUCAGAAACAACUUGCUGAGUGACGGAGUCUGUGACAAGAGCAAUGUACCGAGCGUCAGUUCCAUUAACAGGAUUCUGCGCAAUGCGGCUUCGGAAAAAGAACAACGCGCGGCGCACGAGAAAGCAAAACAGCACGUGCAACACCUUCAGCAGCAGAUUCCAAAUGCACCUCAGAUGAAUGGAUUUCAAGCUCAAAUUGGUUUUGCUCUACCACACAACGGUCAGACAGCACUACCUACUACUCUUCAGACCCUUGCACAACAGCUGCCCAAUCCGCAUCCCAUGCCGCAAGUUCCAACACCUGUCGAAAAACCCACGCAGGCUCCGGAGGUUGUGCAGAGCGUGGAAAAGAAUGACAAUGAACAUCGUGGUACGCCACAAAACGGCACGGAUCACAAUGGGAAAUCAGAAACAGAAUCAAAACAGAAUGGUCACCCAGAGAAUGGCGAAAAUGGAACAGUGGGCGAGGAACGCAAGAGAAAACAUGAUGACACAUCGGUGAUUGGUGAUCAAAGCGACGAGGACGUCAAGAAAGAGAGCAACGGUACAACAGACGUAAAUGGAAACGAAGGUCCAGACGCUAAGAAAAGAAAACUUGGACACAUUGAAAAUGGACACAAAAAUGAAGUGCCCGUGUACACUCGCGUAUCACCGACAUGGAUUAAAUACAACCCCGUGAUUCCGAGUGGAUUUGCCAUUGCAAGCAGCCUCAAUGGCUUGAACGCAAUCGCUGGUGAUCUCAAUGGUUUAAACGUCAACGUGAAUGGCAUGGGCGGUUUGAACGGCGUCAACGGGCUUGGAAGCGUUGGGGCGGUAAAUGGAUUGAACGGCAUAGCACAGAUGAACGCUGUUAAUGGGAUGAGCGGAAUGAAUGGAAUGGGAAAUGGUCUGGGAAAUGGAAUGAGCCUAAUGAACGGGAACAAUGCCAUCAACGGAAUCAAUGGUUUAGCAGGUAUUAGCACCAUAAAUGGUAUUAACACUUUGGGCAACAUCAGCUGUCACAAUGUGAACGGAAUGAACGCCAUCAGUGGGAUGCAUUCAAUGAAUGGCAUGAACGGCCACGCCAAUGGAGGAAUGACACAUCCUGGUAUGGACCAGGAUAGGUCACUCGGACAAAACGGGAUUAACGGCCACACAGAGAAUGUCCACUGGUCACCGCCCUACCCCAUGGUGUGUCUACCGGAUUCAAAUAAUUCCAACGGAAUGACCCAAACAAAUGGCAUAAACAAACAAGAUUCCUUUGCACCACAGAUUGCCUUUCAGAUAACCAACACACCCAGACCAGAUCUUCAGAACAAUUCUGCUAACUCAACCACUGUAUGCACAUCGGUUUUUGCACCCAUAACUACGGCAACGCCAAGAAAUCACUCUCUUACAAUGGCAAAUCCUUUGACUAAUGGCAUCCAAGCCAUGCAGUUCUCUCGACCAAUGGCGACCGAAUUUACACAGCCAAUCAUGAAGAUUAUGGCACCAGCCACGUUCCUGCCAUUAAGACCGUCUGGAAUAGCCUCCCUUGAUACCAUAACUCAUGGGUGAGCAAACACGCAGGAAAAGAGCGAUUAAAAACAAGGCAAAAAUUAAUGGCGAUGCCUUUUAGAGGGUUCUAAGCCCCUCGACGUGCGUUUUGGAGAAAAUGCGCAUCCAUCCGUUUAUGUAUCCUGAAAUUUUGUCAACCACGUAAGAUGUCAUUGUUACUUCGUAAGAGGUCAAUGCUUUUGUUUAUGACAAGGAGAAAGAUCAAUAUAUUUUUCAAAAACAUUUUUGACACCGGAAUAUUGUAUUCCAACGAAUUCGGAGAUAUCGUUUACGCUCGUAUUUAACAAGAAAAGGUAUUUACUCUUAUCUCAUUUAUUUUCACCGAAAGGUAAGCGUUCAUUGUAUGAUAUAGUCAGUAUUUAGAAACACUUUUACUGCAGAGUGUCUUUACAUGCAAUACCACUAACAUACCAGUCACGAGUUAUUUGUCGCUAGCCGAUAUCCUUAAAAUUCAAGGACCUGUCAACAUUACCCGUCGUGUUUAGCUGUGCACAUGCUUGCAGUCUUUUCUUAUUCAUGUCCUCACCUGCCUUUUAGUAACUAUAAUUUGAAUUGAAAGUAUUUCACUAACUCAAAAGUCACAUAAACGAUAUCGAUCGAAAUAUUAAUAAUCAUUCCGAAAUGAAUUUUAUUUUUCCUAGACUCGAUUAAUAAAUUUUCGGCUUCUCUAAAAGCAAAAAUUAUAAAGCCAGAUAUGCAUGCUAAAAAAAUUGGUUAUCGAACCCGAAAUGCUUUCGGCCAAUUAGGAGCACGAUUGGCAAUAAUUGCACCGUGUCACAAUAGCGCAGUCAUUUUCUAUAAACCAUAUAUACAACAUUUUCCUAUAAAAAGAUGAGAAUGUUGAGGUUGAAGUCAAAAUACUGUUGCAUCUACCUUUUUAACUUUUUUCUUCAACAUUUGAAAAUCAUCAUAGCAGCUGAAACUGCUUUGGCGACUUGUCGAACCAACAAGAUAUGCAUAUCCUAAUAUACCAUUUUUUGUCGCUCUUGCCUUCGAUGAAAUGCAAGUGAUUAGCAAAUGAAAACCUUCUUUGUUUUCUCGGUAACAUAAUGGCCAGUUAUCAUGACUUCAUCCAUGUAAUUUUACGAGUCAGAGCAACAUGUUCAUUGUCGAUUGCACCUAAUUUUUCAUUAGAGGACUUAAAUAAGUGUUGCCAAAUAUAAUAGAUUUAGUGCCUCGCUGCGCGCGCGCUGACGGCUCCGCUCUAUUCUGUGGCUUUGUAAAAAUAACACAAAAAUAUGCGACUGCCCAAUAAGGCUUCUUCUAAGCUUUAAAUUAGGCGUAAAACAUGAGGAAUAAAUAGAUUUGUAGCGAGUUCUUCAUUAAGAGAAAAAGAACUGCAGGAAUCCAGUUGGUUCUUGCCAUAACUGUGCUUAAGGCUGAUAUCCUUACGAAAGUAUUAUCUUUACGCUCCCACUGAUGCUUGAGUAAGUCUAUUAAGCUUGUUUUGUCUAUCUGAUAAGCCAUUUUCACUUUUGCUUUGCUGUAUAAAAGUAGUUGAACAGUUAUCAUAAACCAGAACAAACUGAGUAAACGUUUUAUUAAAAAAUAACCGCUGAGACUGAAGAAAUUGGGAAUAAACUUUACUGAAGAUGAAAGUAGGGAAGCCUUUAUCUGAUUUAAGGAGGAUUUUUCCUAUUGACUGAAAAGUAGAAACUCGACUUCUGACCCAUACGCCAACAGAUAAAUCAGGUGGAAUGCAAAAGAGGGUUAAAUUGAUGUUCCGAGCUCGUAGCUAAUCAGUAUAUAUCUCACAGGUGAAUAGUGAUUUUAUUGCGCAUUGAUUGGCUGGUUUGGAAGUGAUUAGCAAGUACUAUUUAUCUUUGAGCACCCACGGAGACAAAAUCGUGCGUCAAAACCUGAAUUUCCGACCAUUUUUUGACAGAAAUGAACCAUUAUUUUUGGUUUUUGUGUGGUUUAUACUAAAACAAUUAUUCACCUCAGUGUCGGUGAAUGUGGUGGAUAUUUACCUCGUUGCUUCGUGGCUUCGUGGCUCGGUAAAUAUCCACUACUAUUAAACAUGAAUUGUCAAUGGUUCUUAAAAGUAUGUGCCUUUCUUCUGAUAGGCCGCUGCAAUUACUUUAGUUCGGUUUUACGACACUCGUAUUAUACACCAAAAACAAAAUGCUCAGAUCAUCAGUUUUUCUGUUCCAUGACACAUUCCUCCUGAUUUCGUUGUGAUAAGUUACGUACGCCUUUCUUAUUAAUAAAUUAUCAUACAGCCCAACCACAGUGUCAUGCUAGGCAUGCCGGGUAAUAUGGCGGCUAGCCCGCUGGGGAAACUGGACCGAGAAUGUACAAAGUGUUUAUCAAGAGAGAAUAUAUUUUUCCAUAUUGCGUUAUUUAUCUGGUUAAUCAAUUAAUAGAUGUUCUCGUCGAACAUUGUUCAAAAUAAUUCCAAAUAUUUAUUCGUUAAUGUUAAGUUAAAUUUUGAGAUCAGCGAGCUUCUUUCAAAGAAAACAUUUCUCCGGUCUUCAAAUCAGAGGUAGUUUAGGUCCAUCGUUUCAUUUUAUGUUUGUUGGCAGAACAUCCGGCAUACUAGUUUCAGUUUUUAUAAAAGAAAAACUAUCCAAGUUUCUUUGAAAGAAGUUCGGAGAAUCAUCUUUAUUAUUACUGUUAAAGAGACGCAUUCUUUAUAAAGGAAACAAGCGAAAAAUUAUGUAUUUAAAUUUUAAAAUAUUGCAAUCGUAUGGAUUGCCCAUUGUUUAUUAGACGAAAUG